UAGUUGACUUUGAGCGUACUAAGAGGCUUCUAGUCUUCCUUGUUUCUGUAUUUUUUUCUGGAGAAAUGGACUUGUAUUAUUAUUAUUAGAAACAUCAAGAUUAGUCAAAUCUUCAAUCUAUUCAAGGACCUCUUCAAGCCAAUCGUACUAUUCAUCUAGGUUAGAUCGAGUUUUGGGUCUGCUUUGUGACAAAUACAAUCUCUUUUUGCAUGAUUACACGAAACAAUAAGGAAGAACUCGCCAGAGAUUUUGCAUAUUCAAUAGCCAUACUCACAUAGGAUUCAUGACAGAUUUCACCUCUCAUAGCAAGAUAGAGCGAUUUCAAGGUUUUCAUGGACUUAACUCAGUUUUAUAGACUCCCAAUCUCAAGAAGAAAUAUGUCGUCUCCCCCAACCAGUGUAUUGAAGGGACAGACAGCACUACCUACAGAUAAAGUUCAACAGAUUGGGCUACUUAAUGCAGUUAAUGAUAAAUAUGGAGGAGUUGUGGUAGAUAUGAAGGAACCCAUGGACUUUCACAUCUAUGUUCCUUUGCUUAGAGCUUCGAUAUCCCAAUGGAGGCAACAGGGGAAGAAGGGUGUUUGGAUCAAAUUGCCUAUUCAACAAGCUAACCUUGUUGAACCUACAGUUAAGGAGGGUUUUAGGUACCACCAUGCUGAAUCAAAUUACUUGAUGCUGGUCUAUUGGAUUCCUGACAGUCCUGAUACUCUUCCUGCAAAUGCUUCACAUAUAGUUGGCAUUGGUGCCUUUGUUAUGAACAAUAAGAGAGAGGUGCUGGUAGUUAAGGAGAAACAUGGAUACUUCAAAGGUAAAGAUGCAUGGAAGUUUCCUACAGGCGUUGUUAAUCAGGGUGAGGAUAUUUGUGCGGCUGCAAUUCGAGAAGUAAAAGAAGAGACAGGAAUUGACACAGAAUUUAUGGAAAUUUUAGCAUUCAACCAAACCCACCAGCAAUUCCUUGGAAAAUCAGAUUUAUUUUUUGUUUGCAUGUUACAACCACUCUCCUUUGACAUCACAAAACAAGAUUCAGAGAUUAAGGCAGCCCAGUGGAUUCCAAUCGAUGAGUAUGUGAACCAAACUUACAACCGGGAACACAAGCCAUUCGAAUAUGUUGCCAAGAUAUGCUUAACUAAGUCACAGAGUAACUAUGGUGGAUUUUCAGCAGUGCAUACACUAACAUCAUCUGGCAAACAGCCCUAUUUGUACUUCAAUGGGCAAGAUUUCAAACCGUGAUAGCAUUCUUCGUAGAAUAUGUAGUCGUGCUUGAGAAAUUAAUUAGUUAGUAUAUGAGCUAAAAUAUUCUCACAGGGCUUGGUCGUGUUUAUUAGAUUAAAGAAAUAAAUAGAGCAUAUGGGUCUUUCACUUAAACACCAAACACAGUUCAUGCAGACUCAUUGCUCUUUGCCUUCAACUGUUCAUAUGAACAAUGUGCUUUUAUUUUUUUGUUCAUUGAACUUUUAAUUUUUGCAAUUUCAACCUCGAAAAUUAUAAUAUUAUUGUUUUUUUUGUA
This is a messenger RNA of Populus trichocarpa (black cottonwood), 1506 nucleotides long. Its product is annotated as nudix hydrolase 2. The transcript is spliced from 9 exons. The record is from RefSeq and is a predicted model, not a curated record. Gene Ontology annotation, molecular function: NADH pyrophosphatase activity; ADP-ribose diphosphatase activity; NAD binding. Lineage: Eukaryota; Viridiplantae; Streptophyta; Magnoliopsida; Malpighiales; Salicaceae. Bases 333 to 1229 code for a protein of 298 amino acids.